UUCACAUGGUUAGUUUGUUCAUUCUCAUAUAUGGAAUGGCAGCUGCAGCAGCAUCCAGUGCUCCAGAGGAGGGAACCUUGACCUUGUUUACUCACAUGCUAAAAAACAUGAUUGGUUUUGAUUACCUGGAAGAAUAUCUGAGUUACAAGUGGCUGCUACUGCCUCUCAUUCUGCUUUAUGCCUUUUAUGUUAUCAUACUUUUUACCAGUUAUGUAGCCUCACUUUUGCUCCAUAUUUGGAAGAAAAAGAAUAACUUACCAGAGGACAUAGACAAAUCAUGGGAUCUAACGAGGCGAGGGGCUGCAUACUUUGUGGAUAAAGUUGGAAGGAUAUUGCAUGGUUAUGAGGUUAUUGGCAUGGAAAAUCUACCAGAAGGACCUGGAAUUAUUAUUUAUUACCAUGGAGCUAUUGUUAUAGACUAUCCAUUUUUGGUAGCUCGAAUGUAUAUAGAGAAAGGAAAAGCCAUCCAUUCUGUGGUUCAUAACUACAUAUGUCACUUGCCAGGAAUACAGCUGCUUCUUAAAAUGACUGGUUGCAAAAAUUUCAGCAGAGAUGAAUGUGUGAAAAUUCUGAAGGAAGGCCAUUCACUGGGGAUUGCCCCUGGAGGACUUCGAGAAUUAAACUUUAGUGAUGAAUUCUACAAUCUACUGUGGGGUAACCAUAUAGGUUUUGCAAAGGUGGCUUUAGAGGCCAAAGUGCCCAUCAUCCCUAUAUUUACAGAAAAUGUUCGUGAAGUCUGCAGAACAAUUGGAAAGAUAUGGUUGACAAAAUGGCUGUAUAAUAAUGUUGCACCUCUAGUCCUUCCCACAUAUGGAGGAUUUCCAGUCAAAUUACGCACACACAUUGGCGAACCCAUCCCAUAUGAUCCCAAUAUAACUGCUAAAGAGCUGGCUCAAAAAACAAAAGCUGCAAUUGAAAAUCUUCGAGACAAAUACCAAGAAAGACCAGGAAAUAUUCUUCGGGCUCUACUGGCACGUUUUGAGAAAUGUCAUAAAGACAACUAGCCUUUAU
Molecule: messenger RNA, 1011 nt
Organism: Euleptes europaea (tarantolino)
Lineage: Eukaryota; Metazoa; Chordata; Lepidosauria; Squamata; Sphaerodactylidae
Product: transmembrane protein 68-like
Exons: 6
Coding region: 6-1004 (332 amino acids)
Cellular component (GO): membrane
Molecular function (GO): acyltransferase activity
Source: RefSeq, a predicted model, not a curated record